Trichoplusia ni (cabbage looper) is the source of this 1595-nucleotide messenger RNA. RefSeq names its product beta-1,4-N-acetylgalactosaminyltransferase bre-4-like. The transcript has 11 exons. The coding region runs from base 19 to 1329 and encodes 436 amino acids. Gene Ontology annotation, biological process: glycosphingolipid biosynthetic process; carbohydrate metabolic process. The record is from RefSeq and is a predicted model, not a curated record. Gene Ontology annotation, molecular function: N-acetyl-beta-glucosaminyl-derivative 4-beta-N-acetylgalactosaminyltransferase activity. Lineage: Eukaryota; Metazoa; Arthropoda; Insecta; Lepidoptera; Noctuidae.
GAUUUUAAAGUUUUAGUCAUGAAAGCCUACGUGCCCGUCAGAAAACUUGUCAAAGCAGUUUCUACACAUCGUGGUGCCAAAUGGGAGCGUCGUAACUCUUUGCAUGAAUGUCUGGACUCAUCCAAAGAGCCGAGAAGAAGAAAGGAUGUAAGGAGGAAAUGGAAGGCCUGGAUCACGAUGCUGCUAUUCACAUCAGGAGUGUACUACAUCUACACGCACCGGGCAGACCUGUUCCCGGAUUUAUUUGAACGUGACCUGCCAGUUAUUGCAGAGGUUGUAGCUAAUACUGAAGCUUAUACGAAAGCAGCAAAAGUGCUUCGCCCAUCUAAUGCAGUGGACACCAUUGAAAGUUAUGACCCAAAAACGUUGGAAUAUCCUGACGAAGCGAUUAAAUACAAAAACGAGUCGCUAGGUUUUGAAGCAGAAGCGCGGACGGAGGCUCAAAAUUUGCCAACUUGCAGGCUGAAGGAACCACUUGGAAAGGUACAUAUAAAUAAAACGAGUGUUAAUUAUACUGAUGAAAAUAUACAUCCUCAAGUGAAGAAAGGAGGUUAUUACCGGCCUUUGGAUUGCAAACCUAAGCAUCGAGUCGGUAUAAUUGUGCCAUAUAGGAAUCGCUUACACAAUUUGGGCAUAUUCUUAUACAACAUACAUCCAUUUUUAAUGAAUCAAAAGUUGGAGUACCAAAUAUUUGUCAUUGAACAACAAGACAAAGGCCUCUUCAAUAAAGGACGUCUCUUGAACGCCGGGUUCCAAGAGAUGAUGAAAUUCAACUCGUUUCAUUGCGUGAUAUUCCAUGACUUGGAUUUGCUGCCGCUGAACGCCAGCAUUCUGUACACAUGCCCGAUGCUGCCGAGACAUUUGUGUGCGAAGGUUGACGAUACAGUACUCAGAAGGGAAUACAAUAUGACGUUCAAAUUCAAGUCAAUUUUCGGUGGUGUCGUCGCCAUGACUGUGGAACAGUUUCAGAGAGCUAACGGAUACUCCAACCUUUAUUUCGGAUGGGGAGGAGAGGAUAACGACAUGUUUUGGAGGCUCCGCGCCGCCGGCUAUCCCAUUGUGAGGUACAGUAAAAAGGUUGGCGUAUACGAAGUCCUUCCUCAUGAUCGUGAACCUGAAAAUCUUUUCAGGUUUCAUUUACUAAGCAGAGCAAUGGAGAGAUACAAAACGGAUGGACUUGGCGAUUCUGAAUACUAUGUAAUAACGACGAAGUUUUAUCAUCUGUGCACGUAUAUGUUGGUGGAUAUUAACCCGAGAGGCGAUAAUAUUACCGAAAUCAAUAAUAAAUGGGCGAAUACUAGUGUCAAUACUGUCAAUUAUAAACAAUAAAGCGUUACAAGAAUUGUGGGACUUUUAUAUGAACCUCCUGUAAUAAACUAUCUAUAUAUGGAAGUGAUAUAAAAUUUACGUAAUAAUAUGUUAAAUUGUUCGAACAAAUCUGAGUAUGAACUGCCACUUAUCUGAACAUACUUCCCCUCAGAAAGUUAGGCAUUCUUUUUCGUGUUAUUGUUCCUAGUAAAUAGUCGAACGACAUUUUUCUUCAUAUUUUAAAUUCAAUUCAAAUAGGUAUCUAAAUAACGUCGCAUAUAAAAAUU